UUAUCCUUCCGCCAGAAGCACGAAAUAACUCAAUUGUCGCGUAUUUUGAGGUGAAAACAAUUACUUUUGAGAGCAGUUGUUCACCAGCAUCAAAAAUCCUUUGUCGAAACACAACGAGCGAACGCUGCAUUUACCGGUUUCAUUUAAACCGUGGAACUAUACAGAGUAAGCGGAGGGAUAUUUGUUCUAAAAUCCCAGCCUGCUCUACCUUCUUUUUUUCCUUCGGUGGAGGCCAUGAUGGGAGCCUGAGAGUUCAGCUGGAGCGAGAGGAGCAAGAAAAGAAGAUGAUUCCCCGGGACGGAACUGUCACGCCAAUCUCUGUGAAUCUAUGAGCUUUGUAUAGUUUAUAUACAUUCAAGGUGGAGCCUGUCACUUUUCUUCAGAUAUGUUCUUGGCAAUCAGUCGAUGACGAUGUUGAAUCGUUAGGAGGCUCUCGGAUCGAAGCAGGAGGCAGCGUUAGCUAUUGUUGCUAGCGGCUAGCUAGCUAGCUCGUUACCUAGCGAGCUGACUGGAUCCGGGUUUCGGUGAGAACCGGUGAGUCCUCUUCUCCUCGCGCUGUCGACCGCGGGGGGCUGCGAUUGAAACCCUCCGCUUGGACCCGCGUCUGGCAUCCGAAGGACAACUGCAUAUGUAUAUUAUUCGGGAGUGUUUUGCGAGACGAGUUGCAGGGUUUGGCAAAGUCGGGCCUGCGCGGAGAAGCGGAGCGAGGAGGCCCGACUUUAUGAUCCAGAGGAAGAGCCUUUCUAAUCCCACCGACACACACCGACAGCUCUGCUGGCUCACACGUCCCCGCGAGGACCCGCGAAACAGAGAGCUGCCGGCGACCGAGAGCAGACGAGCUGACUGCGACGCGCAAGACCAGACCGCUGAUCCCAGACCUGUUUCCAUCCUUUAGCCCGUAAAGACUCCUGUCACCUGCUACAAUGGCUGCGAUUAUAAAAGAAAUGGUCAGCCGGAACAAAAGGAGAUAUCAAGAGGACGGCUUCGACCUGGACUUAACAUAUAUCUACCCAAACAUCAUUGCUAUGGGCUUUCCAGCCGAGAGACUCGAAGGCGUGUACAGAAACAAUAUAGACGAUGUAGUACGGUUUUUGGAUUCAAAGCAUAAAAACCACUACAAAAUCUACAACCUCUGCGCAGAAAGACACUACGAUACUGCCAAAUUUAACUGCAGAGUUGCACAGUACCCCUUCGAAGACCACAACCCUCCUCAGCUGGAGCUAAUUAAGCCGUUUUGUGAAGACCUGGACCAGUGGCUCAGCGAGGAUGACAAUCACGUGGCGGCCAUCCACUGUAAGGCCGGGAAGGGCCGCACUGGAGUCAUGAUCUGCGCCUAUCUCCUCCAUCGAGGCAAAUUCCAGAAGGCCCAAGAAGCGCUUGACUUUUACGGAGAAGUCAGGACAAGGGAUAAGAAGGGAGUCACGAUCCCGAGCCAGCGCCGCUACGUCUACUACUACAGCCACCUACUGAAGCACCAGCUAGACUACAAGCCGGUGGCGCUCCUCUUCCACAAAAUGGUGUUCGAGACUCUCCCUAUGUUCAGCGGGGGCACCUGCAAUCCCCAGUUUGUGGUGUACCAGCUGAAGGUGAAGAUUCACACGUCAAACCCCGCACACACGCGUCGCGAGGACAAGCACAUGUUUUUCGAAUUCCCCCAGCCGCUGCCAGUUUGCGGAGAUAUCAAAGUGGAAUUCUUCCAUAAACAGAAUAAGAUGAUGAAGAAGGAUAAAAUGUUUCACUUCUGGGUGAACACCUUCUUCAUCCCUGGACCAGAGGAAAGCGGGGACAAGAUGGAGAACGGGGCGGUGAACAAUGCAGACAGCCAGCCGGGCUUACCGGCACCGGGCCAGGGCCAGCCGCAGAGCGCCGAGUGCAGGGACAGCAGCAGGGAAAGCGACAGGGACUACCUCAUCCUGACGCUCACAAAGAACGACUUGGACAAGGCCAACAAAGACAAAGCUAACCGCUACUUCUCGCCAAACUUCAAGGUGAAUUUGUAUUUUACGAAAACCGUGGAGGAGCCUUCGAAUUCUGAGGCAAGCACUUCGACAUCCGUCACCCCGGACGUUAGCGACAAUGAGCCAGACCAUUAUCGAUACUCUGACACCACUGACUCUGAUCCGGAAAAUGAACCUUUUGAUGAAGAGCAGCACACGCAAAUCACAAAAGUGUGAACUCUUUUUAAACAGGAAAAGAAGAAAUUAUACACCAGAAAAAAAGGAGAAAACUUGAAUAUAAACUCAAAAGAAGAACCUUUGUCCCUUCCCUCCCCCAGACGGCAAUAGAAUAUCAUCAUGUCAAAUGCCAAUUUUAGGGAAAAAAAGAUAAAUAUCCUGACCAAUAUAUUGUUUUUUUAUUUUUCUUUUUUUCUUUGGCACAGCCAUGUACCAUGUGCAAGGUAUUGACACUGUUGCCCCAUGGGAAAAGGUGCUGUAGCUAUAAACAUGUGUGUUUAUAUAUAUCUAUAUACAUAUGUAUAUGUAUAUACAUAUAUACAUGCAUAUAUAAACUUUUUUGUGUCAAAGACAAUGGAAACCACAAUCAGGAGAUGGGAGUUGAAGUGUGGGAGAAGAAUGAUAUACUAGGACUAUGCUGCUCCUUCUCCUGUCUAAACCAAGGCCAGUGCUGCAGUCACUUUGUUUCACUCCCUCUCUUCUCCUCCCCCCUUCCUUCUCCUCAUCUUUUACUCUCCCUCCCCUCCAUCUUAUCCUCCUUCCUAUCCUCCUUUACUGUGAAUGCUUCUUGUGCUCUUUGCAGGCUGUCUCACGUGACUUUUGGUCUUUGUGCAGUGCAAACUGCAUGCGGGCAGUGGGUUUGGGGUGGGCGGGGUUAUGAAGAGGCUGUGAUGUCUAAAGCAUUGCCAUUCCUGUCCCCACUGUGUAUACGUUAAAUUAUGCAGAACAAGGCAUCCCAUGUAAUUGUUAAUGUUUUUUUUUAUCCUAAGAUAAUAAAAAUAUAAUACACAAAACAGCAGGGAGACAAGUGUUUGCAAUAAUGUCAACACUACAUUUAAAGGACAAUGGUGAUUUGCAUGUAUUGGAAUUGGCGUCCAGCCCUAAUAAAUGUAUGCAAUGUUGUCUUUUCUUAAAGAAACAA
This is a messenger RNA of Cyclopterus lumpus (lumpfish), 3096 nucleotides long. It is a transcript of the gene ptena, whose product is annotated as phosphatase and tensin homolog A. The transcript has 9 exons. Lineage: Eukaryota; Metazoa; Chordata; Actinopteri; Perciformes; Cyclopteridae. Gene Ontology annotation, cellular component: plasma membrane; cytosol; cell projection. The coding region runs from base 924 to 2174 and encodes 416 amino acids. Gene Ontology annotation, biological process: phosphatidylinositol dephosphorylation; phosphatidylinositol 3-kinase/protein kinase B signal transduction; regulation of phosphatidylinositol 3-kinase/protein kinase B signal transduction. Gene Ontology annotation, molecular function: inositol-1,3,4,5-tetrakisphosphate 3-phosphatase activity; phosphatidylinositol-3,4,5-trisphosphate 3-phosphatase activity; protein tyrosine phosphatase activity. The record is from RefSeq and is a predicted model, not a curated record.